AUGGCUAGCCGAUUUGAAGUUCUGAGAGAGGAAUUGGCUGACGACAUCCGUGGAGUCAAUCGUUAUAACCCUAACCACAUUGCUCCUCUUCAGGAAUGUAUCACAGCUAUGAUUAAGGAGGAUACCUACGAUAAGGAUAUUUUGUUGACCACCUUGAAGCUGUAUCAGCUCAAUCCAAAGAGGUAGGUGAAGUUUUUGUUGAUUUCUUUUGGCUUUUAGAGGGUGGAGGACCUAAAGUUUUCAAUAUUUGCUUGGAGGUGCCAUUUUAUUGUUUUUUGUGUCCAAAUACGAAGAUUCUUAUUAUUCAUCGUCAUGUAUAAUAUCAUUUAUUUAUUUUCAGCUACAACGAAGAGUUUGUUCGCGAUGUUUUGUUGAAGACUAUGAUGGUAUUUCCCAGAAACGAUUAUGCUCUUGCUAAAUACUUGAUUGACGCUAAAUGGGCGAGUUCUCCCGUGAGUAUAUUACGCUUGGCAUCCUUACCUCAUUGUUCAUUUGUGCAAACCUGUGAUGUUAUCACAUUUCUGUUUUAGGAUCUCCGAAAGGUUAUGGAUGUUGGCGCGUUAUUGGAAUCCUGCAAUUUCAGUGUUUUCUGGAAGCUGGUGCAUGGAGAAUAUGUUCCAUCUGGUUCUCCUGAAGAGAAGUUCAAGAAUCCCGAGGAAAUUAAGAAGCUUCUGGAGCCAAUUAAGGGAUUUGAAGAUGCCAUACGUCAUUGUAAGCAGCUUCUUAUUAUUUAAUGUUGUACUUGGAGAUAUCAAACUGAAUGUAAUUCUGUUUCUAGAUGUCUGCUCUGUGAUCUCGGCUACCUUCCAAACCAUUGAUGCCACUCAGUUGAAGCGUCUUCUUGGUGGUAUUUCCGGUAGGUUUGAUUUGUAUUGUUCAUGUUUCUCUCUUUAGACAGUGAAUGCCAAGGCUAUGCUCGACAUUACAAAUGGGAGAAGAGAUCUGACGGAUCUUACUUCAUCAAGAACCAUGAUGCCACUAUCAAGAGCAGGAAUGUCGAAGAGAGAGUCAAGUUUGAGCGUAAGUUUUUCCAAAAAUUUCGGUCGAAAUGGGUGUAACAUGUAAUAGAGAUGUUGUUUGUUACCUAAAUUAAUAUUUCAGAGUGCCGGGAGGUCCUGCAGAUGUCAAAUCAGCUGUGA
This is a messenger RNA of Bursaphelenchus xylophilus (pine wood nematode), 1139 nucleotides long. NCBI's taxonomy places the organism in Eukaryota, Metazoa, Nematoda, Chromadorea, Rhabditida, Aphelenchoididae. The record is from the annotation of a GenBank genome assembly.